AUGGAUCCUGAUAUCAGCAUGGAUAGUGAUGGCACCUCAUGCUACUCUUCACCCGACAAUACAACAUCAUCAAGCAACUCACCUUCUGCUACCACUGAAAUCAAUACCAACACCACCAACACAUCACCACAGCAACCUGAAUCCCCAUCGAACACCAAAAAUACAACAACAGACCCUCCUGUCAAGGUGCGCAAGAAGCCUGGACGCAAACCCAACCCCGCAUCGCCGGCACUUCGGAAAGCACAAAAUCGAGCAGCACAGCGAGCGUUUCGAGAACGUAAAGAGAAACAUUUACGUGAGCUUGAAACAACCAUCAAACAAGUACGGCAGGAACGUGACCAGCUGUUGGGGGAGAAUGAUCAACUCAAGAACGACAAUGAUAUCUUGAAAUGUGAAAAUUGGUAUCUUAAAGGGAUUGUGUUAUCGUUGCAGCUUGUGUGUUUGCAACAUAAUAUCACCAUUCCGCAGCAUGGACCACACAUUAACGACCAAACCUUAUCCGUGCUGGCACAAUCUAUUCCAGAACCCAUUUCAUCGUACAUUGAUGUCAACUCCAAGAGCCAAAUUCCUUCGUUUAAUAAGACAGCAUCCAAACAACAACGAGAUCGCUAUGUAUCUUCAUCCACCAUUGUAUUAACAGAAGAAGGAGCCAAAUCCAUGCCAUCGAAUCAUCAUCGUCGACGUUCUUCCACACCAGCCAAUUUGCCAGACUUGACACCAGUGGAUGAACCUAUUCAUAACAACCAUUAUGCACAACAACAACAACAACCACAACAACAGCCAUCUUCUCGACCACAACCACAACCAACCUCGACUCAUGUACCACGACCGGUGAUGCUCAGCGACGAAGCACUCACAUCCAAUCUUGCCGCUAUCCAAGCUUUACGUCUUCGUUUGCGUCUCCAAGCAGCAUGUGUACGAAUGAGCUCAUUGCCAUUUGCUAUUCAACCGACAUUGCUACAGCUGACCAUUCCACACGAUCCACGAAUUGACUUGAUUCCCACACCGUCUAUGCGUGAUAGAAUGAUAUUGUUCAGGGACCAAUUUAGCCUUGACGACUGUUUCAGGUGUUUGUUGAGUGGCUCCGUAUUCCAUGGUGGUGAUCCAGCAAUUGCAGGCAACUGGCAACUCCCCCCUGAAUUCUUUGAAAAGUACUGGUUCCUGACAAUUGACUUUUCAUUGCACCGAAUGACCAACCAGUGGAGACGUAUGCAAGGUUUACAAGAAGUACCCACUCAGCCAGAAAAGUUUACCACAUUUGCUACGGCAUCAGAGCUAUCAUCCUUCCUUGGCAUCGAUAUCCCUGAAUUCAACAAGCAACCAUCCUCCUCCUCUUCUCCUUCAGAUAUGGAUAUGGAUCCUUCAGCCGUGUUGGAAGCAGUACCACCAUCAUCGCAACCCCCCACAUCUACAACAUCUUAUCCAGCUUCUUUGGCAUCCACGGCAUCUUCAAAGACCACUGUCAAUAAUGAACAAGUAGAGAUGUUUUCAAAUACACCUAUUCAGUUGACGAAUGGCUAUUGGCGACCUAAAGCAGCAACACCAGCAGCAGCAACACCAGCAUCAUCAUCACCACCAUACCAACUUCAACAUCCACCUUUUUUUACACGUCGAUGGGAUACUUUUGUCAAUGACCAUAUAUCUGAAAUCCCGCCACAUUAA
This is a messenger RNA of Lichtheimia ornata, 1662 nucleotides long. RefSeq lists its product as uncharacterized. The coding region runs from base 1 to 1662 and encodes 553 amino acids. Gene Ontology annotation, molecular function: DNA-binding transcription factor activity. The record is from RefSeq and is a predicted model, not a curated record. Lineage: Eukaryota; Fungi; Mucoromycota; Mucoromycetes; Mucorales; Lichtheimiaceae. The transcript is spliced from 2 exons. Gene Ontology annotation, biological process: regulation of DNA-templated transcription.